CGUUUAGCGUGCAGUGGGCAAAGAACAAGUGGCCUGGCGAGAAUCACGUGAUCAGUUUCGCACAGGAAGCUGACGAGAGUUCCGUGUGUGUGUGUGUGACUUUACCACCAUCCAGACUUCCCUCGACUGCGACAUGUGAGAUAUUGGGUUUGAGACAGCACCUCAUUCUGUUCCUUCUUUGCUGUCUUUGGCACACGUCUGUCAACCAGCAGGCUCAACGGCUCAACGGCUCAACGGCGCUCUCGAUGACAUGACACGCUGGGAUCCCCGUACCAUCGAGAUGGACCAGGACACAGAACUAGAAAUGUGUAUAAAAGCCACCUGUUGCUGACAAUGCAAGAGACGAGAUCAACAAACGUAAUCUUUAACCUUUUCACCUAAAAGUCAUGAACUCAAUUCUAGCUUGGAUCAGGGCUUGCGUCGUGCUGCUGUUCGUCGAAAGCAACUUACAAUGCUUAGGACUUCACUCGCGAGAGGAGGCGACUGAACAUCUUGACGCAAGUGAUCACGUGGCCGCACCGGCCCCACCCAGCGCCGACUUCUGCUUCCGAGACUAUUGCAGAUGUUGGAACGACACAUGGCCAGGAUGGUCGGCUGACUGCUCACAAAAUAAUGGAAGCCUCACGUUCAUUCCCAUACUCAGUGAGCCCAAAGUAACCUUCCUAAACUUCUCCUAUAACAAAGUCCAGGUCAUCACCGACGACUUUUUUGCCAAUGUCACCGACCUUCGGUAUCUGGAACUUUCCAAUAACAACAUCAUCAACAUCAGUUUCCAGGCUUUCAAGAACCUGACUAAGCUGGAAGGUCUCUACCUAAACUUUAACUAUAAUCUCACGUUCGACAUUCUUCGGCCAGUCUUCCUGAUACCGACCCUGAAAAGGCUCGACGUCAGACAUUCCAGUUUGACACCUCCGCCGGAUGGCUACUUCAAGAACUACUUUUCGCGAAGUCUGGAGACUUUAUUCCUGCAUGAGAACGAAAUCGGCGACAUCGACUUGGCUGUGUUUAAUAGCUUUACAAGCUUACGGAAGCUCGGCCUGGCUACGAACUACAUCUCGAAGGUGACCACAAGCAGUCCUACGCAUCUGGAGAUGUUAGAAAUACAGACAAACGGCAUUCUCAGAUUUCCAGAGACUUGCAUAAACGGAAGUCACGAAUCGCUGUUUCCGAACUUAAAGCAGCUGUGGCUCAUCGAGAAUGUGAUGCGGUGGCUUCCAGCAGAGUGUGUCUGCCCAAACUGUCAGUGGCUGAUGAACGGAAACGUCUUCAAGCAUUUUAUGAAAGACAUGCUUCAUUCCUUUACGAGUCUGAUCUCUGUCUCCCUGAACGCCAUGAACACGAAACCGUGGGGCAUUGAUGAAUUUGCUUUCAGAAGUCCCAUAUUGAGAAAUCUUUCUUUGGCCUUUAACCAUCUUGACUUUUCCAGGAACACUAUACAUCCCGGAGCCUUUGCAGGCAUACCCCACCUGAGAUAUUUGAGCCUCUACCAAAACUGUUUUCACUAUGUAGACGACAACCGAUUCAACGAGUUGUUCGGCAACUUGACAAACUUGAACUACAUUAACCUCGGCUAUUGCAUAGUCACCAGCAUUUCCAACAAGACCUUCCGGGGAAUGACAUCUCUAACAACCAUCGACUUCUCUGGCAACAAGCUGCGCUUCAUACCCGAAGGGACAUUUGACGAGCUGCCAGACUUGACAAGCAUCGACCUGAGCAGCAAUCAACUGUCUUUGAUUACAGAAUACACAUUUAGCGCGGCGCUGCGAGGAAGACUCAGCUACGUUUAUCUUGGGUGGAAUCUGUUUGAGUGCACGUGCGACCUUCUGUGGUUCCGCCAAUGGCUUCUCUCCAGUAAGAAUACUUUCGUAGACGGUAAUUACUAUGAGUGUUAUAAUGUGGCCAACACGACUGUUACCGAGUUCUACGUGGACCAGCAAGCGUGUCUGCUGAGUCGUGACACUCUCACCAUCAUCACAGUCGUCUCGUCAAUGCUCAUCUUCACGAUCACGUUGGCAGUGACGCUCUUCCGCUACCGCUGGCACUUCCGCUUGCUGCUUUACGAGGCCUUUCGGGCAGGAUCCAACCGCAGGCGCAGACGCCUGCGCAGAAAUUUCCAGUAUGAUGUCUUCGUGUCCUAUGCCGAAGGGGAUUUAAGCUGGGUCCUCACUCACCUCAUCCCCGGUUUGGAGGACCGCAUGGGUCUGCGUGUUUGCCUCCACCAGCGAGAUUUCAUACCGGGACACAACAUCGUGGACAACAUCGCUGACAGCGUGGAGGGCAGCCAGAAGAUGAUGAUGGUCUUCUCCCAGCACUUUGCUCGCAGCCAGUGGUGUCAGUUCGAGCUGGCGCUCUGCCUGUCGCAUGUCAUGGACCACGAUGACGACCUUCUGGUCGUUCGCCUGAGCGACGAGUCGACUUCACGUGACAUGACAGGAGCCAUGAUGGCUGUGCUCAAGACGACGACCUACAUUCAAUGGGAGGACAACGCCUACGCCAAAAGCUCCUUCUGGGGUCGCCUGACCGUUGCCCUUCAGGACCUUCGUCUAGGGUUCGAAGCCAAUACGCUCACGUCUUUACAAAUGUAAGCUGCAUGUUGCGCCAUAUUAAACCUACAGGUGCAGAUGCCUACGACAAACUGAAGCACGUUUCUGAAACAAAUGAUAUUGAAAGUUCUUUGAGCAAAGUCGAUGUUUGAAAAUGUCUGAAGAAUGGAACAAGCUAUUGCCUUUGAUAACAACAACAAAUACAAUCGCUUUAAAAGCGUUUAGCCUUUAGUAGGGAAAGCGUGCUUAUACAGUCAUGAGUAAUACCUUUUAGAAAGUUCUUCUCCUUGUUUACAUCAAAACGUGUUUGUUUCUCGAUUGUUUGAUUUGUUGCUUGUUGAUUACUUUUGAGGUAUACUUAAUGCCAGGGAAAUAUCUUUUCAAAUAUCGAAAAGGUAUAAGAAUUUCUAAAUUAACCAUUAAAUGGUUCAUGCAGAACGUUAGUACUAACAUUUAAAGAGGACUUGUUCAUUUCUUUAUUUAUCCCAUUUGACAGUUGGUCAGCUGGUACGUCAUUAGGGGAUAAGAAAUAGACGCGAUACAAGAGACUGGAAUUACGAAGAACUUUUGUACAGUUUGUACUUGUUAGUAAACCUGAUGGUGCUGCUGCAGCAGAUCUUGUCCAGCCUUCCCAUUGCUGCUGCUGCGGUUAAGAUCCUGAUAAUGAUGUCUGCCGUAGUGUUGCCAUAUUUAGAAAUGGUGACUCCAAAUACUUACUUAAAGCUGUUCAUCUCCUCGGAGCUGUGCUUGUUCAUGUACAUCUUUGCUUUACCGUUGCCAUUGACGAUGACUCUUGUCACGCUGGUCUCCAUUUCACAUGCAUUCAUCUGUGUCACUCUGUUAGUGAGGUCUUGCAGAUCGCUUGCUGUUAGGUAUCGUCUGCAAAUGGUAUGUUGCAUAUUGAAAUGGAGAUGCGAUGAUCGUGAAGGGUUUCUCGCAAGAUAUUCUCAAACGAAAUGUUGCGCAGUACAAGCAAGAGAGGACAUCCUUCAUCCUUCAUCCUUCCUUUAUCCCAUUCUGCGUUGAUUGAGCUCUUGUACAUCAAUCGUGUUGAGGCGAUUCUGGACAACUUUCAUCAUCACUUUAUUUGGGUGGUUGAUUCGCUUGUUGUUUGCUGUUUUCUUGUUUCGUUUUGUCUUUGUUGUUUCUGAAUUGGAAACGCUUUGGCUGUAGAGAGAAGUCGAUUUGGUUGUUGACCAAACGAUCUGGAGAUUGCCAAGUUUCCGUCCUAGAUUCCUUGUGGGGUUGGAGGAUAUUGGUUAAUAUGAGUCGAUGGCUUUGUGCAAAUUCUAGAAAUCUGAUGACCCUGGAUUUAGCUUUACCUUGGCAAAUUUCACCUACUAUUCCGAUCUAAUGCUGAUGAGCGUCUGGACUUAUUUGGCCUCUAUGACCCUUUCAAACUAUAUGUAAACCUCAUCCACUUAAUGCUCUUCAUGUUUGGAGAUCGGAGCAUAGGCUUGGUCAAUGGAUACUUUAUGAGGCCUGGUAGGGUGAAUGGGGAUCGCCCUUAUAGGGUAUGGGUGUACAGCCAUUCAUGGCUCCAACCACAUUUCAUCCUCAUAUCUUUGUUCUUUUUGUGUGAGUGGAUAGGGAGUUGUAGAUGCGCGAACUAACUGUGGCAGCUAGGAAUAGUUUUAUUUGACCGAUGAACAUUUAGAGACAAAAGCGAAGGGACUACGGUGACCAUGCACUUGUAGAUAGUCGAAAAAACAAACAAUAGGUACUGCUUGUAGCUUUUAGGUGACCCGAUGCUUGUGGCAUGAUUAAUCACAACAUUGUCACGAUUUU
Pomacea canaliculata is the source of this 4331-nucleotide messenger RNA. RefSeq names its product toll-like receptor 4. Gene Ontology annotation, biological process: immune response; toll-like receptor signaling pathway. Gene Ontology annotation, cellular component: membrane. Lineage: Eukaryota; Metazoa; Mollusca; Gastropoda; Architaenioglossa; Ampullariidae. The record is from RefSeq and is a predicted model, not a curated record. Gene Ontology annotation, molecular function: protein binding; transmembrane signaling receptor activity.